CCCAGCCACCUCCGGCUUCGGCUCCCCGCGGUCUCCGGGUCCACGCGUCGUCGUCCCGCGCGCCCAUGGCCGGGAAGAUGCUGUCAUUGCUGCCGCCGCUGCUGCUGGCCGCCGCGGGCCUCGCCGGGCUGCUGCUGCUGUGCGUCCCCACCCGCGACGUCCGGGAGCCGCCCGCCCUCAAGUACGGCAUCGUCCUGGAUGCUGGCUCUUCACACACGUCCAUGUUUGUCUACAAGUGGCCGGCAGACAAGGAGAAUGACACGGGCAUCGUGGGCCAGCACAGCUCCUGUGACGUUUCAGGUGGGGGCAUCUCCAGCUAUGCAGACAACCCUCCUGGGGCCGGCCAGAGUCUGGUUGAAUGCCUUGAACAGGCGCUUCGGGAUGUGCCCAAAGAGAGACAUGCGGGCACGCCCCUCUACCUGGGAGCCACAGCGGGCAUGCGCCUGCUCAACCUGACCAACCCAGAGGCCUCGGCCAGUGUGCUCGCGGCGGUGACGCACACGCUGACCCAGUACCCCUUUGACUUCCGUGGUGCCCGCAUCCUCUCUGGCCAGGAUGAGGGCGUGUUCGGCUGGGUGACUGCCAACUACCUGCUGGAGAACUUCAUCAAGUACGGCUGGGUGGGCCGGUGGUUCCGGCCACGGAAGGGGACGCUGGGGGCCAUGGACCUGGGGGGUGCCUCCACCCAGAUCACCUUUGAGACGCCCGGUCCAGCGGAGGACAGAGCCAACGAGGUUCAGCUGCGUCUCUACGGCCAGAACUACCGAGUCUACACCCACAGCUUCCUCUGCUAUGGUCGCGACCAGGUCCUCCAGAGGCUGCUGGCCAGCGCCUCUCCAGGAUCCCCGCAGACCCACGGCUUCCACCCCUGCUGGCCGAGGGGCUUCUCCACCCAAGUGCUGCUCGGGGAUGUGUACCAGUCGCCCUGUACUGCGGCUCAGCGGCCCCGGGCCUUCAACAGCAGUGCCAGGGUCAGCCUGUCAGGGAGCAGUGACCCCCACCUCUGCCGAGAUCUGGUUUCUGGGCUCUUCAGCUUCUCCUCCUGCUCCUUCUCCCGAUGCUCUUUCAAUGGGGUCUUCCAGCCCCCGGUGGCUGGAAACUUUAUCGCGUUCUCUGCCUUCUUCUACACUGUGGACUUCCUGCGGACUUCGAUGGGGCUGCCUGUGGCCACUCUGCAGCAGCUGGAGGCAGCCUCGGUGAAUGUCUGCAACCAGACCUGGGCCCAGCUGCAGGCUCGAGUGCCAGGGCAGCGGGCCCACCUGGCCGACUACUGCGCUGGGGCCACGUUUGUGCAGCAGCUGCUGAGUCGCGGCUACGGCUUCGACGAGCGCACCUUCAGCGGCGUGACCUUCCAGAAGAAGGCCGCGGACACCGCGGUGGGCUGGGCGCUGGGCUACAUGCUGAACCUGACCAACCUGAUCCCCGCCGACCCGCCGGGGCUGCGCAAGGGCACAGACUUCAGCUCGUGGGUCGUCCUCCUGCUGAUCUUCACCUCCGCGCUCCUGGCUUCGCUUGUCCUGCUGCUGCGGCAGGUGCACUCCGCUAAGCUGUCGAGCGCCAUUUAGCGGCCAGUGGGGACAGCUGCCCCAUCUCUCUCCUGUAUCCCCCCCGUACCCCCACCCCUCCAGCCCCUGUA
Molecule: messenger RNA, 1636 nt
Organism: Saimiri boliviensis boliviensis (Bolivian squirrel monkey)
Lineage: Eukaryota; Metazoa; Chordata; Mammalia; Primates; Cebidae
Source: RefSeq, a predicted model, not a curated record